Molecule: messenger RNA, 734 nt
Organism: Biomphalaria glabrata
Lineage: Eukaryota; Metazoa; Mollusca; Gastropoda; Planorbidae
Product: 60S ribosomal protein L13a-like
Exons: 7
Coding region: 92-700 (202 amino acids)
Biological process (GO): translation; negative regulation of translation
Cellular component (GO): cytosolic large ribosomal subunit; ribosome
Molecular function (GO): structural constituent of ribosome; mRNA binding
Source: RefSeq, a predicted model, not a curated record
GAAAGUUAGAAUUAUAUUUGCGGACCAGACCUCCCUGCAAAUCUAGAGGUAGGCCCCACAUUAACUACGUAACUUCCUUUUUUUCCCAACCAUGGGGUUCUCGAGUCAGCCUCUUGUGAUUGAUGGUAGGGGCCAUCUAUUGGGUCGUUUAGCUGCUGUAGUUGCUAAGACACUUCUGAAUGGACAAAGAGUUGUAGUUGUAAGAUGUGAAGGCAUUAACAUCUCUGGAAAUUUUUAUAGAAACAAAUUGAAGUUUUUGAAAUACCUGAAGAAGCGCUGCAAUGUCAAUCCUGCCAGAGGUCCUUUCCACUUCCGUGCUCCUAGCAAGCAAUUCUGGAGAGUCAUUAGGGGAAUGUUGCCUCACAAAACAGCUCGUGGUAAGGAAGCCCUUGGACGUUUAAAGGUUUUUGAAGGAAUUCCUCCACCAUAUGACAAAAAGAAGCGCAUGGUUGUCCCCUCUGCGCUCAAAGUUCUCAGACUGAAUCCAAUUAGGAAGUUUUGUAACCUUGACAGACUUUCCCAUGAAGUGGGUUGGAAAUAUCAGGGCGUUGUUGCUACUCUUGAAGCCAAGAGAAAAGUCAAGUCCAAACACUUCUAUGAACGCAAGAAGCAUCUUUUGAAUCUUCGUGAGCAGGCAAAGAAAAAUGUUGCAAAGAAGAUUGAACGUCACCAGAAAGUACUUUCACAAUUGGGUUACUGAAGUUUUUAGUUACAAUAAAAUAUCUGAAUACAUG